AUGGAUGCUGACCACGGUGAACUUACAAUCACAACUGGAGAUGGAACAACCACUGUCACGGCCCGCUUUAUCAAGGGAGUUGACAAAAGGGCCACCAUCACUAAAGGCUGGAGCGACUUCUUCCGUCGGACCCACAUGAACGAAGGGCAAGCAUAUGCUUUCGGCUUCAAAUGCACUUCCAAGGGAUUGCACCUGAUUGUCUACUCAAUAUAA
This is a messenger RNA of Triticum turgidum subsp. durum (durum wheat), 213 nucleotides long. Lineage: Eukaryota; Viridiplantae; Streptophyta; Magnoliopsida; Poales; Poaceae. The record is from the annotation of a GenBank genome assembly.